This is a messenger RNA of Callithrix jacchus (white-tufted-ear marmoset), 6532 nucleotides long. It is a transcript of the gene CBLB, whose product is annotated as Cbl proto-oncogene B. NCBI's taxonomy places the organism in Eukaryota, Metazoa, Chordata, Mammalia, Primates, Cebidae. Gene Ontology annotation, molecular function: receptor tyrosine kinase binding; ubiquitin protein ligase activity; calcium ion binding. The record is from RefSeq and is a predicted model, not a curated record. Gene Ontology annotation, biological process: negative regulation of epidermal growth factor-activated receptor activity; cell surface receptor signaling pathway. Gene Ontology annotation, cellular component: membrane raft; plasma membrane.
GAUCUCUCCUUCUUCGGGCGCGAGCUGUUUCAGCGAUCCCACUGCCCGCCGGGGCUCCCACGCACCCUGGGCUGCGUGCGUGUGGAGUGGGACCCGCGCACACGCGUGUCUCUGGACAGCUACGGCGCCGACAGAACUAAAAUUCCAGAUGGCAAACUCAAUGAAUGGCAGAAACCCUGGUGGUCGAGGAGGAAACCCCCGAAAAGGUCGAAUUUUGGGUAUUAUUGAUGCUAUUCAGGAUGCAGUUGGACCCCCUAAGCAAGCUGCGGCAGAUCGCAGGACCGUGGAGAAGACUUGGAAACUCAUGGACAAAGUGGUAAGACUGUGCCAAAAUCCCAAACUUCAGUUGAAAAAUAGCCCACCAUAACUUGAUAUUUUGCCUGAUACAUAUCAGCAUUUACGACUUAUACUGAGUAAAUAUGAUGACAACCAGAAACUUGCCCAACUCAGUGAGAAUGAGUACUUUAAAAUCUACAUUGAUAGCCUUAUGAAAAAGUCAAAACGGGCAAUCAGACUCUUUAAAGAAGGCAAGGAGAGAAUGUAUGAAGAACAGUCACAGGACAGACGAAAUCUCACGAAACUGUCCCUUAUCUUCAGUCACAUGCUGGCAGAAAUUAAAGCAAUCUUUCCCAAUGGUCAAUUCCAGGGAGAUAACUUUCGUAUCACAAAAGCAGAUGCUGCUGAAUUCUGGAGAAAGUUUUUUGGAGACAAAACUAUUGUACCAUGGAAAGUAUUCAGACAGUGCCUUCAUGAAGUCCACCAAAUUAGCUCUGGCUUGGAAGCAAUGGCUCUCAAAUCAACAAUUGAUUUAACUUGCAAUGAUUACAUUUCAGUUUUUGAAUUUGAUAUUUUUACCAGGCUGUUUCAGCCUUGGGGCUCUAUUUUGCGGAAUUGGAAUUUCUUAGCUGUGACACAUCCAGGGUACAUGGCAUUUCUCACGUAUGAUGAAGUUAAAGCACGACUGCAGAAAUAUAGCACCAAACCUGGAAGCUACAUUUUUCGGUUAAGUUGCACUCGAUUGGGACAGUGGGCCAUUGGCUAUGUGACCGGGGAUGGCAAUAUCUUACAGACCAUACCUCAUAACAAGCCCUUAUUUCAAGCCCUGAUUGAUGGCAGCAGGGAAGGAUUUUACCUGUAUCCUGAUGGGAGGAGUUAUAAUCCUGAUUUAACUGGAUUAUGUGAACCUACACCUCAUGAUCAUAUAAAAGUGACACAGGAACAAUAUGAAUUAUAUUGUGAAAUGGGCUCCACUUUUCAGCUCUGUAAGAUUUGUGCAGAGAACGACAAAGACGUCAAGAUUGAGCCUUGUGGGCAUUUGAUGUGCACCUCUUGCCUAACAGCAUGGCAGGAGUCGGAUGGUCAGGGCUGCCCUUUCUGUCGUUGUGAAAUAAAAGGAACUGAGCCCAUAAUCGUGGACCCCUUUGAUCCAAGAGAUGAAGGCUCCAGGUGUUGCAGCAUCAUUGACCCCUUUGGCAUGCCGAUGCUCGACUUGGACGACGAUGAUGAUCGAGAGGAGUCCUUGAUGAUGAAUCGGUUGGCGAACGUCCGAAAGUGCACUGACAGGCAGAACUCACCAGUCACAUCACCAGGAUCCUCUCCCCUUGCCCAGAGAAGAAAGCCACAGCCUGACCCACUCCAGAUCCCACAUCUAAGCCUGCCACCAGUGCCUCCUCGCCUGGAUCUAAUUCAGAAAGGCAUAGUUAGAUCUCCCUGUGGCAGCCCAACUGGUUCACCAAAGUCUUCUCCUUGCAUGGUGAGAAAACAAGAUAAACCACUCCCAGCACCACCUCCUCCCUUAAGGGAUCCUCCUCCACCGCCACCUGAAAGACCUCCCCCAAUCCCACCAGACAACAGACUGAGUAGACACAUCCAUCAUGUGGAAAGUGUGCCUUCCAGAGACCCGCCAAUGCCUCUUGAAGCAUGGUGCCCUCGAGAUGUGUUUGGGACUAAUCAGCUUGUGGGAUGUCGACUCCUAGGCGAGGGCUCUCCAAAACCCGGAAUAACAGCGAGUUCAAAUGUAAAUGGAAGGCACAGUAGAGUGGGCUCUGACCCAGUGCUUAUGCGAAAACACAGACGCCAUGAUUUGCCUUUAGAAGGAGCUAAGGUCUUUUCCAAUGGUCAUCUUGGAAGUGAAGAAUAUGAUGUUCCUCCCCGGCUUUCUCCUCCUCCUCCAGUUACCACCCUUCUCCCUAGCAUAAAGUGUACUGCUCCGUUAGCAAAUUCUCUUUCAGAGAAAACAAGAGACCCAGUAGAGGAAGACGAUGAUGAAUCCAGGAUUCCUUCAUCCCAUCCCAUUUCCCUGAACUCACAACUAUCUCAUUGUCAUAACGUAAAACCUCCUGUUCGGUCUUGUGAUAAUGGUCAUUGUAUACUGAAUGGAACACAUGGUCCAUCUUCAGAGAAGAAAUCGAACAUCCCUGACUUAGGCAUAUAUUUAAAGGGAGAUGUGUUUGAUUCAGCCUCUGAUCCAGUGCCAUUACCACCUGCCAGGCCUCCAACUCGGGACAAUCCAAAGCAUGGUUCUUCACUCAACAGGACGCCCUCUGAUUAUGAUCUUCUCAUCCCUCCAUUAGGUGAAGAUGCUUUUGAUGCCCUCCCUCCAUCACUCCCACCUCCCCCGCCUCCUGCAAGGCAUAGUCUCAUUGAACAUUCGAAACCUCCUGGCUCCAGUAGCCGGCCAUCCUCAGGACAGGAUCUUUUUCUUCUGCCUUCAGACCCCUUUUUUGAUGCAAGUGGCCAAGUUCCUUUGCCUCCCGCUAGAAGAUUACCAGGUGAAAAUGUCAAAACUAACAGAACAUCACAGGACUAUGAUCAGCUUCCUUCAUCUUCAGACAGUUCACAAGCACCAGCCAGACCCCCAAAACCACGACCCCGCAGGACUGCACCAGAAAUUCACCACAGGAAACCCCAUGGGCCUGAGGCGGCAAUGGAAAACGUCGAUGCAAAAAUUGCAAAACUCAUGGGAGAGGGUUAUGCCUUUGAAGAGGUGAAGAGAGCCUUAGAGAUAGCCCAGAAUAAUGUUGAAGUUGCCCGGAGCAUCCUCCGAGAAUUUGCCUUCCCUCCACCUAUUUCCCCACGUCUAAAUCUAUAGCAGCCAGAACAGUAAACACCAACAUGGAAAGCAAUCGACAUAUUCCAAGAGUGUGGAAAUGAAAGAAUCGAGAUGGAAUUUAAGAGAGAAGUGUCUCCUCCUCGUGUAGCAGCUUCUCAAAGGAGACCGAUGCUUGCUCAGGAUGUCGACAGCUGUGACUUCCUUGUUUUUGCUAGCCAUAUUUUUAAAUCAGGGUUGAACUGACAAAAAUAAUUUAAAGACGUUUACUUCCCUUGAACUUUGAACCUGUGAAAUGCUUUUCCUUGUUUACAAUUUGGCAAAGUUGCAGUUUGUUUUUGUUUUUACUCUAGUUUGGUUUUGGUGUUUUGAUACUUGUACUGUGUUCUUCACGGACCCCUUGUAGCAUGGUCAGGUCUGCUGUAACAUUUCCCACCAACUCUCUUGCUGUCCAUAUCAACAGCUCAGUCAUUCAUUCAUUUUGAUCUCUACCAUCCACAUCCCUGCCCAGGUCCUCUUCCAUUUCUCCCAUUCACCAGAUGCUUUAAAGCUUCUGAUUUUCAACUGAUCAAACUAAUGCAGAAAAUAUAGAUAUAUGUGUUCUUCACUACUGAGUUUCUUCUUUGGAAACCAUCACUGUUGAGAGAUGGGGAAAAGCUGAAUGUAUGAAGCAUUUAUUUGUCAAUAAACUGCCUUUUGUAAGGGGUUUCCACAUAACAUAGAGGAGCUUCCCUUUCUAGUUUAAGUUUUGUGACCUUUAAUCCUCCAUAUUCUAAGUCUGUCAUCCCAGGGGUGUUACAACUAUAAAAAUCUAAAAUAUUAGAGAGCAAUUACUACAGAUGUGGAAGAGAUAACACUCGUAUAAGACAAUGCUGUAAUGAACUUAUAUAACAAGGUCCCCUGAUAUGCCUGCCUGCCUUUGAGGGAUGCUGAAUGAGAGGGCCAUCUCCCUGAAAUAGAUUAAUAAUUUUCAGAAUUAGACUUUAUUUCCCAUUUGAGUGAUUACACUCCAGUUCCUAAGAGCUGUGGGAACAAGCUCAUAUUGCAGUGGAAAUGUUAAAUCUUCGAUGCACUGUUAAGUGUCAAGGCUACUGUGGGAAUGUUUUUUGCAAAGUUCUCAGUAAUUUCCUCUCUCCAAUCAAAUUAGGGUUCAUAUUUAAUUUGCAGAUUGUCUCAUUCAUUGCCCCCCACUGCUCAAUCAAAUCAGGUGAAAUAAAUUAAUAUAGUUUUACCUUUUUUACAAAAUGGUGGUUCUUCAGACACCAUAUUAUUACUCUUAAUAAAUCUACAAAUAUUUAUUGAGUGUCUGUGCUGUGCUUGGUGCUGUUAGGCACUGUGUUUUUAAAGCACAUACUCUCAAAAGCUGAUUCCAGCAUAAUGUUUUAUUUUUGUUUUCCUAUAUUUUUUAUGACAAAGUCUGUCUGAUAGACAAAGCUUGGAGAAGGUUUCCCCCAGAGCUUUAGAAUUUAGAAUUAGCUGUUUUCCAUUUCUAAUAAGAAAUUGAUGGAGAAAUGAGAUGAAAAUCAUCUCUGUGUAAAUGCUUGAACCCACAGAAAGUUUUCUAAAUGUGGACUAAUUGUGAGUUUGUGCAUAUUUCUGUGUCGCCUCUUUUCACUUCACAUCUACGGUGAUGUACAAAGAUGCAUCGGAUAGUGAGCCUGCCUUCAGGACUUUAAAGGGCAUGACUGAACAUCUAGCAGAUCUGAUGGAAAUUGAUGUUAUACAAAAGACCUGUAGACUAAGUUGACCCUGGAGAGGAGUUAAUGCAUUCCUUUGCAAAGCGACAUGUGCCCUUUUUUUGACAGUCUGGCUUUCAUGCUAUGAGAUGAGGACUCACAGGCCUUGGAUAAAUUCUGCUUUUGUAUGAACUUUUUCAGAUGGUUCUGAGCUGGUUAUAUCCCUGUAGGGCAAUUUUUCAUUUGUCUUAGAUGUUCUUCCCAUGAGCAGGUAUAUGACUGAAGUUUCUUACAUUCUUUAAAUUGCAUUGACAAAUUUUCUGUUGUUCUAUGAACCCAUGUUUUGUCAUUAUGAUUUUUCACUUGUUUUAAGAGUUUCAGAUGUCCCCUUGGAAUAGCACUGUUUAUUUUGGCCUUCUUAUGAUUGCUGAUGAUAGGUACAGUCUAACAUCCAAAAGUUGCCACUUCAUUGUGAUAAUAUUGUUGCAGCAUUCCUAAUAGAGAAUGAUGUAAAAUAAGAAUGUUAGAAAACGUAGCACAUUCUCAUUCAGUUUAUAAAUAAUACGUGAAAGUUUCCAGUGAGAAUUUAAAAAAGAAAGAUUGGUGAUGAUGCAGUAAACCUGGACCUGAAAUUUGGGGCGGGGAGGAGGGAAUCUAUUUUGCAAAGAAAAUUUACCAGCCUCCACCAAAAUCUCUAUGUCUUGUACUCAUCAGCAACCGUUAGUAUUGUCAUUUGAAAAGAGUGAAUCAAAAACUCAUACAGAAUGGAACAAAAAGGGGAAAACAUUCCUGAAAGACCCAUUGCUACCUAUCACCUAUGAAAUUAAACCUAAAAAAAUUUUUUUGAGAAAAUAAUGAAACCAAAAUAUUUUUUUAGAUGUAAAACUCACUGCUUGUUGAUGUUUGGAAGUGAUCCACUUCGUUUCACUGUGAUCCAAAAAGUUAGACAUUCCUUCCAUUUCUCAAGAUUUGGUAACACAAAUAUUUUCUUAAGUCAGCAUUUCAUAUAAUCCAUAAAAUUAUGACAAAUUAGAUAUGUGGCCAAUAUCAUCCUUCUCCCCCAACUUAAACAUGUUCUGGAGGUAGAAGGACUUAUCCUCAAUUAUAUUCCAGUAAAUUUUUCUCCAUAAUUUGUUUCUUCCCCUAAUGUAUGAUGUAUCCUCACCAAAUUUUUCUAGAAUUGAAUAAAAGCAGUUUAUGCUUAACUUGAAUUUCCUUCCAUAAACAUGACCUUCCGCUCUUCCCUCUCCGUUUCCCCUUUGCCCACAUCACAAAUCAUCUUCAUAAUGAGCCCUCAUUGCAACUUAAAAGUCCCCAUUUGUUAACUCAGCAUUUCAUACACCAAGAACACUUGCAAAGAUUUCUUCAUAAUGUGAAUUUUUUAUUUUUCGGUUCCAGAAGCAUUUCCUACAGUUUGAACAUUAUUUGUCCUCUCAGAUUUUCGACUUGAAGCUUUGAUUUGCACUGAAAUAACUUGGUUAAAAUUUUAAUUUCUCGCUUCAACUAACUGAUUUGGAAGCAAAUUACAGUGUAUUUGAAUAAUUCAGGUACUACCUGUUGACCUGGAAUUUUAGUGAUUCUGGGAAAUUUUUCCAGACAAAGACACCAAUAGAGUGAAGGGUUUUUUCCCCAGUUGCUAUUUUAUUGUUUUUUAAAAUGCCUUUUUAAAACUUGUGUAAUGUGGCACAAUAGUCAUAUGUUCAAUUAAUUUAUAUUUUAUUCAUUCCUUUUCAAUUCUGGUUAUUAUGUAACCUCAAGUACUUUAUCUGUUCUUUUAAGAUAUUUUAUAAAAUGAACAUUAACUAAA